Molecule: messenger RNA, 1762 nt
Organism: Cloeon dipterum
Lineage: Eukaryota; Metazoa; Arthropoda; Insecta; Ephemeroptera; Baetidae
Gene: Atg13
Product: Autophagy-related 13
Exons: 5
Coding region: 177-1376 (399 amino acids)
Biological process (GO): mitophagy; piecemeal microautophagy of the nucleus; autophagosome assembly
Cellular component (GO): Atg1/ULK1 kinase complex; cytosol; phagophore assembly site
Molecular function (GO): methyltransferase activity; nucleic acid binding
Source: RefSeq, a predicted model, not a curated record
AGGUGCAUGAUCAGCGUACGUAAGAAGAACCACGUCGUAUGUAUGUUGUUAUUGUGGUGUGACGUGUGAUCAACGAUCGGAUUGUCAAGAGUGAUUUCUCCACCAGCGAUUUCUGUUUCACGAGGCUCGUCCCCAAGCGAUGCUUUGAUCUUGCUAUCCAUUUAUCGAGGACACCGAUGGUUGAAAUGGCUUGCAAACUGAGCGAGCAAGAUCGCACUGAGCUCGAGAAAUACAUCAAGUUUCUGGCAAUUAAGGCGAUGCAAUUGAUCGUGCAGGGCAGGUUAGGCACGCGCAUGGCGACCAAGUGCAAGCCGCAGUCAUCAGGCACCGACUGGUUCAAUUUGGACAUCGAAGACGUGCCUGAGGUGACAGCGAUGACCAAAGGCGCCUUGGCCGGCAACAACCACAAGCUGCCCAUCUGCGCCGAGAUCAGCCUCAAGACGACCGAGGGAGACCACAUGGUCCUCGAGACGUGGAUGCUUGGCAUCACGGAACCAACCGAAACCUUCUCAUACUCUGGAAAAUCGAAAGUCACGCACGCUAUCUACAACCGCAUGACAACGCUGCUGAAGUCUCUGCUGACUGUGUCCAGGGCGACACCGCCGUACAAGCUGUCGCGGAGACAAGGUGCAGACUCUUACCUCAUUUGCUACCGCAUCUACAGUGGAGAGCCCCAACUGCAUGUGCUAGGUGAGGGUAAAAACCAGAAGAGGCUGGGCCAGCUGUGCACACCGCUGGGCACGAUCGUGUUGUCAGUGGCGUUCAGGACAAAAAUGACCAUCUCACCGCAGCAGAGCAAGGACAUCAUGGUCAAGUCGGAUCACUUCAACCCGGAUCUAAGUCCAAAGCAUACUCGCUACCAGAAUGAGCAGAACGGGGAUAACUCUUUGAGCAAGACUAUCAAGGCCGGCGCAUUCGCUGAUCCAAACACAAGGCGGCCACACUCUCGCCUCUUCACGCAGGACGACGAUGAGAUUCCCUUUGCCAAGUUGUUGGCUCCAGCCGCCAAGCCACAGACUACUGACCAGGACAACGGCUCCAGGGUGCAGCAGGACAAUGCGGAAAACAACAACACAACGUCUGCAACCAAGUCCAUCAGCAACUCGCGACGCUCCAGUUACUCGGCCAAUGAUGAUUUCAUCUUGCUUGAUUUGGUAAUUAUGAAUCCCCCGUUUGCGGAAGGAAACGUGAACGGUGAGCUGGGUGCUUUUUAUCGGCAGUGUCAGACAGCGCCGCCGCUGCAGACGUUCUCAAGUCUGCCAACGCUGGCCGAGCAGGUGUCUACGUUAUCGUCGCAGCUAGAGAUGUUCGAGGAAAGCCAAGCCGAGUUUGACGCCCUCGUCAACUCGCUUGUAUCACAGCCCUCUCUUAAAUGAAAAUUGUGGAGUAAUAUCCCUACAAGACUGAUUACGCUAAUGCUUGGUAAUAUCUUUGCCAUACUAUACAGAUAGUUGCGAUCGGUGAUAAAUUGCUUAUUUGAAUAAAAUUGUUGAAAGCGGGGGUUUCGGGAUAUCUAGUCGGUGGUCACAGGUCCCAAAAUUCCCAGAAUCGUUGAAAUCAGUACGCUAAAAGCAAUUCAUAUUUAGUACUCUCUCUCUUGAGUUUGCUGUUUUGCAAAUCAGAAGUUUUGUAAUUUGGGAAUAAAAUUAUUUGAGCGCUUCAAAACUGUGACAACACGUUUAAUAAAACGAUAAUCGGCUGCGAACGCAAUUUAAAUCGUGUAAAAUUACCUUGUUAAUAAAAUUGCCUUUCUUUAAAACAA